AAACUAUCCCCAAGUUUCACUAAUUAAAUCAUUACUGUCGCUAUCACCUAUAAAAGGCGUAGUUGAUUUUUUUUGUCUCAAUUAUUUAUACUUUCUUACUUGGUGUAUAUUCAUUUGUCAUCUAAUCUGCACACUGUAUAUCUAGUGGAGUGGUUGAGAAAACUCGUACAAUCUUGUAAAUCAAGCAAAAGCAAAUUACGUUGUCACAGACUCACAGUAAUAAUGAACGUCAAUGUAUUUGUCACUUCGUGGAAAAUGAAGAUCCUUUUUUUUUUUCCUUUUCUGUCAAGAGACAAGAGUUACUGAUUUACUCUUUUUCUGGUACAAAAGUUACUUAUUUUAGUUAAAAGUUAAAAUAUGCAUUUCGGAGAAAUCAUCAUUUAGCGAAUUACGAAGCCUCAUUCCAUGUAAGAAAUUAGAUAUCUCUCCAAUUCUUCAAUUUAUUGCACUAAACAUUUUCUUUUCAAAUCUUAUUCACAAACUCAACAUUUUCUGGUUCAAGUGUUUUGCAGCAUGAUAAGUUUAUCAGGAAAAAUGAGCUGUUGUAAUGCAUGGGUUUUGGGUGGUUGGUAUGUAACAGACAAGAUCAUUCUAACAGAUAGUACUAUCCCUCUUUUAAGAUUGGACUGAUCUAAAUUCUCUAAUAACAAAAUUGAAUUUUGCCUUUAAUAUCGGUGGAAUAUGUAUAUUUACAAGUUAUAUAAUCCAUGGACCAUUCAUAUAUACACAUAUAUAUAUAUAUAUAUAUAUAUAUAUAUAUAAGCAUGCAUACAUCAGAAAGUGGGAGACAGUUGUGACAUAUGGUUUUAUACACAUUAUAUACUGACCAAUUAAAACUCGACUCCUCCUAACCUCCACUUGUUACUUUAAUUAUUGGUUUAGUUAUCUUUUUUUUUUGAAAACUGUCCAAGGUUUAGUUAUCUUCAUACUGAUUUUGUAUUUUACAUUUUUUUGUAUUACAUAAGAUUGCUUUGUUGAUAUAACAAUGUUACGACUUGCUAUCUAUUAUCUUGGAGACGCUACAUGACACUUUGGCUGGGGUAAGCUCGUUCGACGCACGCCUAAACUAUAUUGUUCAGUGAAAUUAUAUUUUGAAUAACUUGUGUGAGAGGAGGUUAAAAUCAAUUUUUUAUAAUUGAUUAUCUUUGUCUACGCAAAAUGGUGCCAAAAUUUGUGAUUAACAUUCUAUGUUGUUCGUACCGUGUUAUCGCAACAUUUGCUUCUUCUUUUUUUUGCUAAAGACUGUUAUCGGAAGUUCGCAACAUGGUGUACUAUCUUUUCGUUUGUGGAUUGUUAUUUGUAUUGUUAGAUAUCGACAUACGCCAUGUACGAAUCUAUAGUGAACGAUGAAAUUCAUGAGUGUGGUUUGAUAUUCGGACUUUACAUGGACCUAUAGUUAGUGAUCAGAUUGAUGUGUGGUCUAAUCUAAGAAAAUGUAUACAAACAAGAGGAAAAAAUGUAAAAAAUGAAAGUAUGUAAGCUGCUUGUAACAAGAAAAAUCAAGAAACAUAUGAAAAGUUAAACGUUAGGUAGUUGAUGUGUUAGAGUUAGUGAGAUAGUCGAUCAAGAAAGUAGGGUUGGUUAUUUGGUUUAUAAUUGAAAUGUCUGAAACAGUUAAAAAUGUGUGUUUACAGUAGUACCAACUAGAAAGACUCUUAAUGCACGAAUUUAUUAUAAGAUUAAGUGGUUUUUAAGGAUCAUUGUUUUAAAAUUUUGGAAUGUUACUUAACCGCAAUGAUAUUUGUUAUGUGUGUGUGUUUAUGAUCUUUGUUGCUUUCGCAGAAAGAAAAAGAUGUGAAUGUUGUCAAUUGUACAACGGUGUUGUAACUCAUGACUUUGAAAGUUCAAACUGCUAGCGACGACCUGUGACGCUCAUGGUAAUGAAACCUUCGCACAAAAUCAAUGAAGAAAAGAAAAGCCAUGCAACCAAAUAUUUGUAGAGUUUUUUUUUUUCUUUGAAUAACAUCCAAAUAUUCUAGAGUUUAAACAAAUGUUUAGAGAGGUGUUAGAAAAAACAAAUGUUUAGAGAAUGGUAAAGAUUAAGAAAGUAGGAGGAACCAAAACAAAUUGUCGGUAAGAAAUGGAAGUCGAUGUUCUAAGAAAGAAAAUAAAUGGAAGUCAAAUUACAAAAUUACACAACUUUCAAAGAGAAAUUUAUUUUUACAAAAGAAAUGUACUUUUGAGUCAACAACAGAAUGGUCAACACAACACACUCUCUCACCCUUCAAUGUCUUCCACUGACUGUGUAGAAACAAAAUUAAAUACCCACUUUACCCUUUUUAUAUGUUCAAAUACUGAACACAUCCCACGUAGACAAGAAGACACAAAUGGAAAUCCCACUCACCAGUUAUAAUUUGUAACGAACUAGAAAGAGGAGGCUCAAGUGUAAUGAAAGUUCUUGUAACGAGGAUUAUUUUCUUCAAACCUAAUUUAUAUUUGUAAAAGGACUAAGACAGUAGUUUCUUAUGUCAACAAACCAACUCCUAAUUAAUUUUAUUUUAUAAGCUUAAUGGUUGAUAGUACAGAGCAGAACAAGAAAAACAUGAAUAGAUUGUGAAAACUUCAAAUUAAGGUCUUGUUCCAACUAAAAGAAAGAAAAGAAAAGCAGCAGACAAGACAAUGUCCGAAAAGAAAACCACAAAGAAGCGCGUGAAUAAAACGCUCCAAUGAUGGGGAAGCGAGGAGCCAAUGUAACGUUUGUGUUCUUCUCGUACGACGUGGGACUCUGUUCUCACUCACACCUUGUUCCUUUCAAAAAACCUUCUCUCAACGCACGCGCGUGUCUUCCAAACUUCUUCCUCUCCUUUUUCUUGUCUUCUUCGCUGUCUCUUUCUUCUAAAAAAAAAAAAAACUCUCAAUACACACAUACACAAGAAAGAGCGAUCAGUGAACAAGAGGAGAGACUAGAGACUAGAGACUAGAGUGAAUUACUCUCAAAAAUGGCGUUAAGUAGUCGCCGGUAAGUUUAUUUACACUUUUGCAAAUGUCGACGACGAACAACAACGCUCCAACGGCGGCUCAGCAGCAGCAACCGGAGACGACGGCGAUGGACGGGUUAACUCCGGAAGAGCUAACGGCGAAGGCUUUGAGCAAGAGAUACGAAGGGUUGAUGACGGUGAGGAACAAAGCAGUGAAAGGGAAAGGCGCGUGGUACUGGACUCACCUCGAACCAAUCCUCGUACGCAACACCGACACUGCUCUCCCCAAAGCAGUUAAACUCCGCUGCUCCUUAUGCGACGCCGUUUUCUCCGCCUCCAACCCUUCCCGCACCGCCUCCGAGCAUCUCAAACGCGGCACCUGUCCCAAUUUCACCUCUUCCUCCGUCUCCACUCCUUCCUCCUCCUCUUCUCCUUCUCAUCCUCACCACCACCACCGGAAACGCAACUCCUCCGGCGCCGCCGUUCCUUCCCGCCUCAGCUCUCCUCAUCCGAUAACCGUCGUCGAUCCUUCCAGAUUCUGCGGCGGGGAAUUGCAGUACUCCGCCGCUCCUCCUCCGCCGAUGCUCUCCGGCGGAAGAGACGAUCUAGUUCCGCUGGCUAUGCUCGAAGACAGCGUGAAGAAGCUCAAGAGUCCCAAACCGUCUCACACGCAGUCUCUCACGAGAUCGCAGGUAGACUCGGCGCUGGACUCUCUCUCCGGCUGGGUCUACGAGUCAUGCGGCUCGGUCUCGCUCUCGGGUCUGGAGCAUCCGAAGUUCCGAGCUUUUCUCACCCAAGUCGGUUUACCGACCGUCUCCAAGAGGGACUUCGCCACGACGAGACUGGACCUAAAGUACGAGGAGGCGAGGGUUGAGUCCGAGUCGCGAAUCCGAGACGCCAUGUUCUUCCAAAUCGCGUCGGACGGGUGGGACUCUAAUCUGGUGAGUCUGAUCGUGAAUUUACCCAACGGGAUGAGUCUCUACCGUAAGGCGGUUCUGGUUAACGGAGCGGUUCCGUCUAACUACGCGGAGGAGGUUUUGUUGGAGACGGUUAAGGGUAUUUGCGGGAAUUCACCUCAGAGGUGCGUUGGGGUGGUUUCAGAUAAGUUCAAGAACAAAGCGCUGAGGAGCCUCGAGGGGCGGCAUCAGUGGAUGGUCAACCUGUCGUGUCAGUUCCAAGGGGUCAACAGUUUGGUCAAAGACUUUGUCAGGGAGCUGCCUUUGUUCAAAUCGGUAUCUCAAAACUGCGAGAGGCUCGCUAAGUUUAUUAACAGCACGGCGGGGAUACGUAACGCGCACUGUAAGUAUCAGCUCCGAGAGCACGGCGAAGCGAUAAUGCUGCGGUUGCCUCCUUUGCAUUGUAGUAGUAGUGGUAGUAGUAGUAAGGCUUGUUGUUACUUUGAGCCAUUGUUUAAUCUUCUUGAGGAUGUGUUGAGUUCCGCUAGAGCGAUUCAGCUUGUGAUGCAUGAUGAGGCUUGUAAAGCUGUUUUGAUGGAGGUUCAUAUGGCUAGGGAGGUUGCGGAGAUGGUUGGAGACGGAGGGUUUUGGAACGAGGUGGAGGCGGUUCACGCUUUGAUCAAGCUUGUUAAAGAGAUGGCUCGGAGGAUAGAGGAAGAUAAGCUGCUCGUUGGGCAAUGUCUUCCUCUAUGGGACGAGCUGAGAGCUAAGAUUAAAGAUUGGGAUUCUAAGUUUAACGUAGGGGGAGGACAUGUUGAUGAGAUCGUUGAGAGAAGGUUCAAGAAGUGUUAUCACCCGGCUUGGGCUGCUGCGUUUAUACUCGACCCUCUUUACUUGAUAAGAGAUAGCAGCGGGAAGUAUCUUCCUCCGUUUAAAUGUUUGUCACCAGAGCAAGAGAAAGAUGUAGAUAAGUUGAUAACAAGGCUUGUGUCUAGAGACGAGGCACACAUUGCGUUGAUGGAGCUUAUGAAAUGGAGAACCGAAGGGCUUGAUCCUAUGUACGCACGUGCGGUUCAGAUGAAAGAGCGUGACCCGGUCUCUGGUAAGAUGAGGAUAGCAAAUCCUCAAAGCAGUAGGCUUGUUUGGGAGACGUAUCUAAGCGAGUUCAGGUCACUAGGGAAAGUUGCUGUAAGGCUCAUUUUCCUCCAUGCUACUACUUGUGGGUUCAAAUGCAAUUCCUCUCUUUUGAAAUGGGUUAGCUCUCAUGGGAGGUCACAUGCAGCCAUAGAUAGAGCUCAGAAGCUGAUCUUUAUAUCAGCUAAUUCGAAGUUUGAAAGAAGAGAUUUCUCUAAUGAGGAGGAUAGGGAUGCAGAGCUACUAGCCAUGGCUAAUGGUGAUGACAAUUUGCUUAACGAUGUUCUUGUGGACACAUCCUCGGUGUGACAAUUUUUUUUUCUAAAUUUGAAUCCUAUGUUUUGAUCAAUUUGAUUUCAGCUUAGUUUUUUCCAUUAGAAUUUGUCAUUUUUAGGAUUGUUUGGAUUCUUUUCUUUCAUUUACUAUCAUUAAUAUUAAUUUUGUACUUGAUUCCAAAAAAUGUUGAUGGUGAUUCAAAAUUUUUGAGUUAUUUGUCUUGUAAUCAUAGUACUAAGUUCCAUCAUUGGUUCUAGUACUCUUUUAUGGUCGAUGAAACAUUUUGUA
This is a messenger RNA of Brassica rapa (field mustard), 5512 nucleotides long. RefSeq lists its product as uncharacterized. The record is from RefSeq and is a predicted model, not a curated record. Lineage: Eukaryota; Viridiplantae; Streptophyta; Magnoliopsida; Brassicales; Brassicaceae.